AUGGCUGUUCGAAUGGGUCAAGUCAUUGGUAUCUGGUUCUGGGUCGCCUUUACCUUCUUCAUCUUCGUCGUCCUCAACCAAACCCGUGGCUUCCUCCCCCUCGGAAUAUCCACAAACACCAGCACAACCACAUCCCCCAAACAACUCGGCCUCUCCACCCGCCAACGAAUGGCACGCUCCGAAUCCUCGUGGCGCUCCUCCGUCUCCCUCCGCCACGACAUGGCCACCGCACACCCGGCACACCCACAGGUACCUUUCUUCCCCGCGCAGACCCUCGACCAAUUCGGCCAGUACCCCUACACACUAUGGGACUUCUUCCCCGCCACCUACACCUGCCCGCACGACAUCCAGCGCGUCGGCCGCCUAGGCGAUGGGGGGAAAUGGGUCUGCGGCAUGUCGCUGUACGAGGCCAAACCUGCGCCCGCCAUCUCCAGGUCCAGCUCCCAGCAAGCCAGCACUGAAACCAUCAUCUACUCCUUCGGCGUCAAUGACGAAUCGACCUUUGAAGCUGAGAUGUUAGCGCGGAUCCCCAGUGCCCACAUCUAUGCCUACGACUACUCUGUAACCAGUUUCGGGCCGCAGCUCAGCCCCAGCUAUUCCGCGCGCGCGCAUUUCAAGCAACUGGGACUCGGCGCGAAAGAUGAGCUGUACCGGACGCCGCAGUUCUUCAGCCUAGCGUCGCUCAUGGCGCAGAACAAACAUUCGUACAUCGAUAUCCUGAAGAUCGACAUCGAAGGGUCGGAAUACACAGCGCUAGAUGCGUUUAUGGACGAGUGUGACAAGACGGGCAUUUUUCCAAUCGGGCAGGUAAUGAUUGAGCUGCAUCUGGUGGAUGACCAGCACGUGAACUUUGAGACGUUUGGGAAGUGGUGGGAACGGCUGGAGGCCUUUGGCAUGCGGCCGACGUGGCUGGAGGUUAAUCUGCUGAGUGUGACGUUGGGGCAGGGCAAGACGGAUCCUAGGUGUGUGGAGUAUGUGUGGGUUAAUGCUAAGGAUGAGAAAAGUGUGUUGUUGAUGGAGUAG
Messenger RNA from Lachnellula hyalina, 1023 nucleotides. RefSeq lists its product as uncharacterized. The record is from RefSeq and is a predicted model, not a curated record. The transcript is spliced from 2 exons. Lineage: Eukaryota; Fungi; Ascomycota; Leotiomycetes; Helotiales; Lachnaceae. Bases 1 to 1023 code for a protein of 340 amino acids.